Molecule: messenger RNA, 4356 nt
Organism: Zootoca vivipara (common lizard)
Lineage: Eukaryota; Metazoa; Chordata; Lepidosauria; Squamata; Lacertidae
Source: RefSeq, a predicted model, not a curated record
UUGUAAGUAAGAAAGAAGGCAGGCAGGUGGGGGCCUGGCAAUGUCCCACUCCUCCUAAAAAAAACAGGGCAGGGGUGCCAACUUGAAUAAAAUACUGUGGGGAGCAGAUAAGCCCUGACCCACAUAAUCACAAGAUACACACACAUCAUUUGAAUGGCAAUUCCCAUUAACUUUUGGGCAGCUGGCCUCCUCAAAUAUUUUAUUGGAGGGUCCCUAGGACUUGGCUGCUAUGAACCAAGGUGAGCCUCGCUUCCUUUCCUUUUACUAACAGCAUACCAUGAGUAAAAAAUAAACAAGGGGGUGAGUAUAACAAUCCCCAAAAAAAGUUCAAUGAGAACUGAAUGUGCUUGGCAGCCUCAGAAUGUGGGAAAACAUUUGCAUGGGUGGGACAGAAUGCUGAUGGGCAGCACAGAGAAUGGACUGGCGUAUCCUGCAAAAGGGUGUUGCUGGCUGGCAUCGUGUACCAGAGGACUUAACCCUGAAGAUCCCAGUAGCAUUUCUUCCUCUUUUUCCACAGUGUUUUUUAAUUCAACCCAUUAUAUUACUAUACUAACAUAAAAAAAUUAAAAGGAGUGGGGGGUGGGGAAUAAACCUUGUCCAGUUGCUGAUGUGAUAUUGUUGUCUCUACUGGUGUAGAGGGGAGAAAUUGGGGUGCAGAAGCUGGAGCUAGCUUAUAGGUGAGUCCCACUAUAUAUAGUCACCACUAUAUAUAUAGAAAAUGGUCAGCUAUCAGAUUGUGGCCCCUUUGUCCAAGUAGAGAAAUUGUCCUUUGUAGUUGCCAGCCACACAGGGACCCAAACAUUAUCACAUUCCCCAUUUUCUGGGUUUUUGGGUCAUCGUAGGAAGAUAACCUAAUGUCCAUCCUUCUCCUCCCACUAGGAAGAGCUGCCAUCAGGCAAAGGGUAGCAAUUCCCACCCCUCAUUCCUACCCCUAGGUGACACCAUUAGUUUAUUGGGCUCCGUCUGGUAUGCCUUUGCCAAUAUCUCUAUGAUUUCUUCUUCUUAGUCUUCAUGGCCUCCCAGCCAAAUCUUUCACACCUUCUGCCCGCUGCCCGUUUGCGUCAACUGGCCUGUGACUGGCUGCGGGAAGAUGCUCCUGCCUUUGACUACGGUGGCUAUGCUGUCGGUGACCGUCAGGAAUGUGCUGUGCUCUUCUGCAAGUCCCCAGGAGUCUUAGCCGGCUUCCCUUUCUUUGAGGCCGUCUUUGCUGAAGUUGGCUGCUCUGUAGAGUGGCUCCAGUCAGAGGGAGCAUGGGCAGAACCAAUCAGCCGGGUGGCGGAAGUGCGUGGGCCAGCCAAAGAUAUAUUGCUGGGCGAGCGGGUGGCUCUGAACUGUAUCGGGCGAUGCAGUGGUAUUGCUACGUCAGCAGCAAAGGCGUGUCAAGCAGCGCGGGAAUCUGGCUGGCACGGAGAGGUGGCUGGGACGAGGAAGACCACGCCAGGCUUCCGCCUGCCUGAGAAGCAUGCUCUCCUGGUGGGAGGGGCUUCUUGCCACCGCUACGACCUGGGGAGCCUCAUCAUGUUGAAAGACAACCAUGUGUGGGCAUCAGGUGGCAUCACACAGGCUAUCCGGAGUGCCCGGCGUGUCGGAGGCUUCGCCCUGAAGGUGGAGGUUGAGUGCCGUUCACUGGAAGAGGCUCUCGAGGCAGGAGAAUGUGGUGCAGAUAUUAUCAUGUUGGAUAACUUUGCUCCGCAGGACCUGCACCCCACAGCCAGUACGGUGAAGGCCUCUUUCCCCUGUGCAACAGUGGAAGCCAGCGGGGGGAUCACUGAGGAUAACGUGGCCCAGUUUGUGGGGCCCAACAUUGACGUGGUCUCCCUCGGUUGCCUCACCCAGUCAGCGAGAGCUGUGGAUUUCUCUCUCAAGAUCUGCCGGGAUCCAGCCUCCAAGCCGCCACUGCGGAAUUUUGUCUUCUGAGUCCUAGGAUGGGGGGAGCCAGACCAGAUGCAUCGCCAGGUGGCGGAAGGUUUGAUGUUGGUGGGGAUGUGGUAGAGGGUGGGUAGCACCAAUUUGUGUACAAAGUUUGUGCCAUGUCUGCACUUUUGGAAGGUCCAAAAUUACAGGGACAGGGUGCUUUGUUCCAGUGUGUCAAGCACAGUGGCUGCAUCUGCUCUUGCAGAAGGAUCCCAAGAGGUGAUCUCUAGGGGUUCUGCUGUGACACUCCCUAAAAAAACAAUGGGUGGGGAUCUUUUCCUGUUGUGUUUGCUCAGCUCCUGCUGCAGGCCGUUUUGGUAAGCUAGCCGAGUAAAAACUCAUCUUUUUUUUUAAAGCCAGGGUGUGGAAGCCUGAGGCCUUCCAGGUGGCGCUGGGACUCCAACUCCCAUCACCCCAUAUCAUUUGCCAUACUGGCGGGGGGUGAUGGGGGUUGGAGUCCAAGGACAGCUGCAGGGCCACAGGUUCCCCAACACCUUCAAUAUUUGUUCCUUGAAUGCCUUCAGGAUGCUUCCGCCCCACACGCAGCACCACAUCUAUUGCAAGAGACCGUUCCCCCCCUCCAAACUCUCUGCCUCUUGAGUCGAAGUAAACGUAUCUGAAUGACUUUUAGUUGAUUUAAUCAAUGGAUCUGGACCAUAAAGAAGGCUGAUCGCCGAAGAAUUGAUGCUUUUGAAUUAUGGUGCUGGAGGAGACUCUUGAGAGUCCCAUGGACUGCAAGAAGACCAAACCUAUCCAUUCUUAAGGAAAUCAGCCCUGAGUGCUCACGGGAUGGACAGAUCCUGAAGCUGAGGCUCCAAUACUUUGGCCACCUCAUGAGAAGAGAAGAAUCCUUGGAAAAGACCCUGAUGUUGGGAAAGAUUGAGGGCACUAGGAGAAGGGGACGACAGAGGACAAGAUGGUUGGACAGUGUUCUCGAAGCUACGAACAUGAGUUUGACCAAACUGCGGGAGGCAGUGCAAGACAGGAGUGCCUGGCGUGCUAUGGUCCAUGGGGUCACGAAGAGUCGGACACGACUAAAUGACUAAACAACAACAACAACAACAUGGGUGAAAGCAAUUGCCCUGAAGCAAGAAGCGGACCUUUACUGGCUUAAAAUCAUUUGUGUGUGGAUUCGUGUAGUGUGUAGCUACGGGUGGAUUUCUCCUUCCCCCACCCUCUUAGCUAGGGAGGAAUGCUCAAUUUUAAGGCAAUGCUGGCCACCUGCAGUUUUUAUAUAUUAAGAGAUGAGGAAACGGCAGUUGCUGUAUCUGUUGUAUGCCUUCUCUUUCCACGAGGCCUCGAUUCACCUUGCCACCUGCACAGCCCCUCCCCAACCAAAAAGCCUUGUUUGAAUAGCUGCUGCCUCUUCCCACAUUCCAUCUUUUAAGAUUCUUUCCAGAGCCAGGCAGCAUGGCUGCACCCAGCCUCCCUUGCUUAGCUCCUUACUCCAUAGCCCCAAAGAGUUCCAAGAAACUCAAAAGCUUCCUCUUUGCUUUGUGACAUGUUGCUUGACCUAAUAAUGGUAACCCCCUGCCCCCCCGGGUAUGGAUUCUAGAAAGUAUUAAAAAAUAUUGGGCGGUAUUCAGCUAAGUGUUGCUCACAAUAGACACCCUCUGAAAUUUACAAACCCGAGGCAGCAAUCUUCAUCACAUUUACCCAGGAAUUGGCCCCACUAAAUUCAAUAGGACUUACUUCUGAGUAGACCGGGUUAGGAUUGCACUGCUCGCUAUGUUCAUUAAGGUAAGUCCAGUGGAUCUGCUAUGAGUAAAAUGUCAUUGAAUACCACCCGUCACAUUUAUAUCUGCUGCUCAGUUAAUUAAGUGGUUUUUAUUGGUUUAGGCCUAAUCUGUUAUUUUUCAUCAAACUUGUUAUAUAAUGUCCACCACUCCUGUUUUUAGAUUGUCAUGGCCUAUGGUUAAAUGCAAUAAAUAUGGAACACAUACUUAAUUAUUAACUUUUUUUAGUGUGUUAAUCUAAUGGACUGACUAAACCCAGCAUCCCUAAAGGGCAGAAAUAUAAUUUGUUUGUUUUUUUUAAAAAAAGAAGAUUUACCCACUGCAUGGAUCCAUUCCAGGAGUAUUUGAAUUUCAAACUGAGAAAAGUCAAAGAAACUGUAACAACAGGGGCGUUAGAAACAGAGGUGUCCUCAUCUUUAUUAAGACAUUUUACGGAGGAAGGUCCCGGUUAGGUUAAGACAAGUUGAAGUGGGCACGGCUUUGGCUCUGGGGGGUAUAGUUUUCCUCCCCAGAUAAUAAUACUAAUAAAUAACAGGUUUGAUGUGUGUAUUGCUGGGUUACAAAAGUGUGUGGAUCAUCUGGGACCAGUGUAAGGUAAACUCCCCGGCCUGGGGGUGUUUGGGUGGAUUCCCCCCACAAAGCAAGGGUGGGAAAACCAGGGCUUAUUCCCCUUCCUUGUCCUCUCCGUGUGUGAUGACGUAGCAAA